Molecule: messenger RNA, 219 nt
Organism: Nezara viridula (southern green stink bug)
Lineage: Eukaryota; Metazoa; Arthropoda; Insecta; Hemiptera; Pentatomidae
Source: the annotation of a GenBank genome assembly
AUGGAACGCCACCUCCAGAACGUGGCCAACUACCUCAUCCUCUCGCUGGCGAUCGCCGACCUCCUGGUAGCCAUCCUGGUCAUGCCGCUGUCUGCGCUCUACGAGAUCUCUGGUCAGUGGACGCUCGGUUCUGUUCUCUGCGAUAUCUGGACAUCCACAGACGUACUCUGCUGCACUUCUUCGAUUCUGCAUUUAGUCGCCAUAGCACUAGACAGGUAA